GGAGAAACGACGCGACUUGUUCGUUGCAUUUCAAGAGUCCAUGGAGUUCUAGAGAGAGAAAAAGAGAAGCAGUUGUAGAGAGAAGAAGCUGUACUUCUGGGCGAAUAAUUCGAAAUUUGAAUUGCCGGUGAUGGCAAUCGUCGACAAUAGACCUCCGUCGGAAGGCGGCGGCGGCAGUAAAGUUUGGGGAUUGUUUAAGCUACCGUUUCGAAACACAGGAAAUGUUACAACGCACACAACGACGUCGUCUUCUUCCUAUCAAAUCGAAGGAUCGAACGCUCACAACAGCAACAACCACCAUGGCUCGAGUUCGAGCAGUUCCGUUUCUUCGGUGGCUAGAUCUCUGCUCCCGACACGGCGUCGUCUUCGACUUGAUCCACGCAAUAAGCUGUACUUUCCUAAUGAACCUGGUAAGCAAGUCCAAAGUGCUAUCAAGAUAAAAAACACCAGCAAGUCUCAUGUUGCUUUUAAGUUUCAAACAACUGCCCCAAAAAGCUGUUUUAUGCGUCCUCCGGGUGCUAUUCUUGCUCCUGGUGAGAGUAUAAUUGCAACUGUUUUCAAGUUUGUGGAGCCCCUGGAUAGCAAUGAAAAACAGAUGGACCAGAAGAGAAAGGUGAAAUUUAAAAUCAUGAGUCUGAAAGUCAAAGGAAUGAUGGACUAUGUACCUGAGCUGUUCGAUGAGCAGAAAGAUCAAGUGGCUGUGGAGCAGAUAUUGCAAGUUGUUUUUCUUGAUGUUGAACGUCCGAGUCCUGCCCUGGAAAAAUUGAAGCACCGGUUAGCUGAAGCAGAGGCUGCUCUUGAAUCCCACAAAAAACCUGCAGAAGAAACCGGGCCAAAAAUCAUCAAUGAAGGCCUUGUCAUUGAUGAAUGGAAAGAAAGAAGAGAGAGAUAUCUAGCUCGACAGCAAGUUGAAAGCGUCGACUCUGUAUGAUAACAAAAGGUUUGUUUCUUUAAAUUGUACCACUGUGUAACUUUCUAUUAUUUCUUUUUAACAGUUUACGUUGUGCCAUCAUUUCCCUGCUUAAAUUGUAAGGAGAUGAUCAACAUGUUUUCAAUGUAAAAAGCGUCUGUGAGUUCAUUCUGUAACUUGAGAAAUAAACCGCCAUAUGUAUUUAACUUCUUGGUGGCUA
Cynara cardunculus var. scolymus (artichoke) is the source of this 1130-nucleotide messenger RNA. Its product is annotated as vesicle-associated protein 4-2-like. The coding region runs from base 131 to 931 and encodes 266 amino acids. Gene Ontology annotation, biological process: endoplasmic reticulum membrane organization. The transcript is spliced from 7 exons. NCBI's taxonomy places the organism in Eukaryota, Viridiplantae, Streptophyta, Magnoliopsida, Asterales, Asteraceae. The record is from RefSeq and is a predicted model, not a curated record. Gene Ontology annotation, cellular component: plasma membrane; endoplasmic reticulum membrane.